AAAACUGAUGAAGAUUUAACAAUACCAGCAUUUGUACCCAAAGUCUGGAGAAUUGUUUGCUGUGGUUUUAAAAUUGCAAAACCUGUAUUGUGUAGUACUGAAGAUUAUGCAGAAAUUCAAGGAUUCACAAGAUAUUCAACUAUCUCUAGUUGUUUCGAAACUAUAUCUAAACUUUUGAAAUUGAAAACAUGUCAUGAAAGCGUAGGAGAUUGGAGAACGAUUCAAGGGGCAUCUUGUGAGACAUUUUCAAAAAUAAGUGUUUUUUCUCUGCACACUUAUGAAAAUCGGAUUGAACUUUGGAAAAUAUAUGUUCCGUCCCAUGGUGUUUUACAAUAUGAACGAACACAUAGGGCAACUGUUCCUAUUUGCUUUGAAGAUAAGCGAAAAUUGUUGGUAACUGGAAGUUACUGA
This is a messenger RNA of Diversispora eburnea, 411 nucleotides long. The record is from the annotation of a GenBank genome assembly. Lineage: Eukaryota; Fungi; Glomeromycota; Glomeromycetes; Diversisporales; Diversisporaceae.